ACUGGCCGCGCGUCACCAGUAAUUACUUCCUACGCGAGAACUACUGUCCGGUGCUCGUUCCCGUUCGGUGUGUCCCGAGUGAUGCCGGAAUCGCUUUGGACUGAAGAACAACCACAAUGGCAGAAGCCCACCAGGCUGUGGCAUUCCAGUUUACAGUUACACCAGAUGGUAUUGACCUUCGAUUAAGCCAUGAGGCUCUUAAACAGGUCUACCUCUCUGGGCUACGAUCCUGGAAGAAGAAGCUUGCUCGCCUCAAGAAUAGUUUUAUUACUGGUGUCUAUCCUGCCAGUCCUUCAAGCUGGCUGUUUGUGGUGAUUGCCAUCAUGGGAACUAUGUACGCUCGUGUGGACCCAUCUAUGGGGAUGAUUGGCAAAAUCAAAGAACAUCUGCCAGUCAGUAGCUACCUAUCUCACCAGGGGCAGAGCAUUAUCAGCGCUCUUCUCUUCUCUACGGGUCUGUGGUUUGCACUUAUCAUGACCAUGCGUUACAUCCUGAAGCAGCUCUUAUCCUACCAUGGCUGGAUGUAUGAUCAACAUGGCAAGAUGUCCGCCACCACCAAGCUGUGGCUGACUUUGGUGAAGAUAUUCUCAGGCCGUACGCCUAUGCUGUACAGCUACCAAGCGUCACUUCCUCGCCUUCCUGUACCAGCAGUUAGGGACACAAUGCAAAGGUAUUUGGAGUCUGUAAGACCUCUGAUGAAUGAUGAGGAAUUCAAACGCAUGACGGCAUUGGCCAAAGAUUUUGAAGUGAAGUUGGGUCCUAAGCUGCAGUGGUACCUGAAGCUGAAAUCCUGGUGGGCAUCUAACUAUGUUAGUGAUUGGUGGGAAGAAUAUAUUUAUUUGCGUGGAAGAGGCCCUAUUAUGGUUAAUAGUAACUAUUAUGCAAUGGACUUCUUGUAUGUGACACCAACCCCAGUCCAGGCAGCUCGUGCAGGUAACACCGUCCAUGCUCUGCUUCUCUACAGACGUAAGCUUAGCCGAGAGGAACUUAAACCGAGCAGGGUCCCAGGAUCUAUUAUCCCGCUGUGCUCGGCCCAGUGGGAACGCGCCUUUAACACCACCCGCUUACCUGGAGAGGAGACUGACACCAUCCAACACCACUCUGACAGUAAACACAUAGUGGUGUAUCACAAGGGGCGCUUCUUCAGAGUCUGGGUUUACCAUAGCGGACGUUUGCUGAACCCUAAGGAGCUUGAGCUGCAGUUCCAGCAAAUUCUAGAUGAUACUAGCCCUCCUCUGCCUGGGGAGGAGAAACUAGCUGCUUUAACUGCCGGGGAGAGGACCGUGUGGGCCAAAGCUCGUAAAGCAUACUUCCGCAGUGGGAAGAACCUCCAGUCAUUGGAUAUGGUGGAGAAAGCAGCCUUCUUUGUCACCUUAGAUGAAAGCGAGCAGGGACUUCGCAGUGAAGAUCCAGUGAAUUCAUUGGAUGCCUAUGCAAAAUCUCUAUUACAUGGGCAAUGCUAUGACAGGUGGUUUGAUAAAUCAAUUUCCUUCAUUGUCUUUAAAAAUGGAAAAGUUGGAGUGAAUGCUGAACAUUCAUGGGCAGACGCGCCCAUUGUUGGACAUCUGUGGGAGUCUAUGUUGGCUACAGACUGCUUUCAGCUUGGAUACAAUGAAGAGGGACACUGCAAGGGCCAGGCUGACCCGUCAGUGCCUUUGCCACAGCGGAUGCAGUGGGAAGUCUCUGAAGAGUGUCAAGAAGUCAUACAGAGCUCCCUGAAAAUGGCCCAGUCUAUAGCAGAUGAUGUUGACUUCCAUACAUUCCCCUUCAAAGAGUUUGGUAAAGGUUUAAUAAAGAAGUGCAAAACCAGUCCUGAUGCUUUUAUCCAGAUCGCUCUACAGCUCGCUCACUACAGGGACAAAAGAAAAUUCUGCCUAACAUACGAAGCAUCCAUGACUCGACUUUUCCGAGAAGGAAGAACAGAAACCGUACGUUCAUGCACUGUAGAAUCAUCAAGUUUUGUAAAGUCAAUGAUGGAUCCAACAAAAACAGAUGUGGAAAGGCUAAAACUCUUUAGAAAAGCAGGAGAUAAGCAUCAGUUACUGUACAGAAAUGCGAUGACUGGGGCCGGACUUGAUCGACAUCUGUUUUGUCUGUAUGUAGUAUCGAAAUACCUUGGAACGGAUUCACCUUUCUUAAGAGAGGUGCUGUCUGAACCAUGGCGUCUCUCUACUAGCCAGACUCCUAUCCAGCAAGUGGAACUUUUUGAUUUAGUAAAUCAUCCAGAAUAUGUCUCGUGUGGAGGUGGAUUUGGUCCGGUGGCCGACGAUGGAUAUGGAGUCUCCUACAUUAUAGUUGGUGAAAAUCUGAUCAACUUCCAUGUGUCCAGCAAGUUUUCCAGCAGUGAGACGGAUUCCCACCGAUUUGGCAAGCACAUUCGAGAAUCUCUGCUUGACAUUCUGAGUCUGUUCAAGCUGGAGAAUAAGUAGAAUGGUUUUCUGCUAUCCUGCCAGCCUUUCAAACAUCUAUGAGUUACCUUCAAGGAGCAAGAAAAAAAAAAUGCAAAUGAACUGAUCCAGAUACAGGGACCAUUGUUUUGCAUCUCAGCCACAAACAACCUACAAUAAUCCGGACUGCAUGAUGAGUAUGGUCUAGCACUGCCUUACAUGUAUGAUCCUACAUGUAUUCAAGUAGCAGUACAAUCACAACAGAAGAACAAUCUGUCACAAAUGUUCAUUUGUCGGGUUUUUUGUAUACAGGGAACAAUGUACAAAGAGAAAUACACGUAUAACUCAGAGAGUCCCUGAGUUUAAUUGCUUACACAAGCAUACUUCUGAUGAUUGAUGUAUGACGUGCAAUGUAAACGAGCAUCUUGCUGGAGGUGCUGGAGAUCGGAUGAGUUCUGUGCGUGAGCUGGUGCCUUAUGUGUUCUGUGCAAGUUAAUGGCUUGUUAUUGUGAAGUGUAAUGCAAUGCAAUGCAAUAUUUUUUCCUAGUUAUCA
This is a messenger RNA of Nanorana parkeri, 2940 nucleotides long. Its product is annotated as carnitine O-palmitoyltransferase 1, liver isoform-like. The transcript has 19 exons. NCBI's taxonomy places the organism in Eukaryota, Metazoa, Chordata, Amphibia, Anura, Dicroglossidae. Gene Ontology annotation, molecular function: carnitine O-palmitoyltransferase activity. Gene Ontology annotation, cellular component: mitochondrion. Gene Ontology annotation, biological process: fatty acid metabolic process; carnitine metabolic process. Bases 117 to 2429 code for a protein of 770 amino acids. The record is from RefSeq and is a predicted model, not a curated record.